AUGAAUCAUUCAAAUGCCUCUGUAUUUAGGAUACAAAAAAAUCAGACUGCUGGAGUCACCUUCAUCCUCUUGGGCUUCUCAGAAUAUCCAGACCUUCAGGUGCCCCUGUUCCUGGUCUUCCUGACCAUCUACACAGUCACUGUGCUGGGGAACCUGGGCAUGAUCUUGGUCAUCAGGAUCAACCCCAAACUCCACACCCUCAUGUACUUUUUCCUCAGCCACUUGUCCUUUGUUGAUUUCUGUUAUUCCACCACCAUUACACCCAAACUGCUGGAGAACUUGGUUGUGGAAGACAGAAGCAUCUCCUUCACAGGAUGCAUCAUGCAAUUCUUCUUUGCCUGCAUAUUUGUGGUGACAGAAACAUUUAUGCUGGCAGUGAUGGCCUAUGACAGAUUUGUGGCGGUGUGUAACCCUCUACUUUACACAGUUGCAAUGUCCCAGAGGCUUUGCUCCUUGUUGGUGGCUGCAUCAUACUCCUGGGGGAUAGUCUGUUCUCUGACACUUACCUACUUUCUCCUGGAAUUAUCCUUCAGAGGAAAUAAUAUCAUUAAUAACUUUUUCUGUGAGCAUGCUGCCAUUGUUGCUGUUUCUUAUUCUGACUGCUACGCGAGCCAGAAAAUAGUUUUAGUUUCUGCCACAUUCAAUGAAAUAAGCAGCCUGAUGAUCAUUCUCACCUCCUAUGCUUUCAUUUUUAUCACUGUCAUGAAGAUGCCUUCCACUGGGGGGCGCCAGAAGGCGUUCUCCACGUGUGCCUCCCACCUGACCGCCAUUACCAUUUUCCAUGGGACCAUCUUUUUUCUCUAUUGUGUUCCUAACUCCAAAAGUUCAUGGCUCAUGGUCAAGGUGGCCUCUGUCUUCUACACAGUGGUCAUCCCCAUGCUGAAUCCCUUAAUCUAUAGCCUCAGGAACAAAGAUGUCAAAGAGACAGUUAGGAAGUUAGUCAUUACCAAAUUAUUAUGUUAUAGAAUGUAA
Molecule: messenger RNA, 972 nt
Organism: Callithrix jacchus (white-tufted-ear marmoset)
Lineage: Eukaryota; Metazoa; Chordata; Mammalia; Primates; Cebidae
Product: olfactory receptor 5D13-like
Biological process (GO): G protein-coupled receptor signaling pathway
Cellular component (GO): membrane
Molecular function (GO): G protein-coupled receptor activity; olfactory receptor activity
Source: RefSeq, a predicted model, not a curated record